AUAUGGAGGUGUUGACGUUACUUGAGAUCACGGCUGUUCUGUGGGUGACGUAUUUGGUGGUGACUUGGUGGCUGGAGAGAGGACGUCUGUCACAGCUGACCGACAAGACCGUCCUGAUCACGGGGUGUGACACCGGCUUCGGGAACCUCCUGGCCCGGCGGCUGGACCAGCUCGGCCUGCGGGUGUUCGCGGGCUGUCUGACCGAGGCCGGCGUGGCGGAGUUACGGCAGGCCUGCUCCGAACGGCUGCAGCCGAUCCAGAUGGACGUCACCAAAACGGACAGCGUACAGGAUGCCUUCAGAUUGGUGGAGCAAGCUGUGGGGAGUAAAGGUUUAAGCAAGACCUGUUUGUGGGGGCUGGUGAACAACGCAGGUAUUCUGGGUGUUAUGGGAGGAACUAUGGAAUGGGCUACCCUGGAAGAUUAUCAGGCCGUCCUGAGCGUGAACUUGCUGGGGAUGAUUGACGUCACCAAGACAUUUCUCCCGCUUAUCAAGAAAUCACGUGGCCGGAUCGUCAACGUCGCAAGUGGUGUUGGGAGACUGGCCAUGCCACAAGGCGCACCUUACACCGUGUCUAAAUAUGGCGUGGAGGCGUUUUCUGACUGCCUGAGACGGGCUAUGAGAUGCUUUGGCAUCAAAGUCCACAUCAUCGAGCCUGGGUUCUUCCGGACCCCAAUCAACAACCAGGAGAACCUCCUGCGUCGCCUAGACCAGACCUGGCAGCGGCAGAGUCCGGAGACCAAGACUGAGUACGGAGAGGAGUUCCUACAAGCCGCGAAGGACGGUAUAGUGGCUUCAGAACGUUUCAUGGAAGAUCCGGUUCUCGUUGUGGACGCGAUGGAUCACGCGCUCUGCGCUACCCACCCCCGGAGCCGUUACGUGGUUGGUUGGGACGUCCGUUUCAUGUUUAUGCCGAUCUCCUGGCUGCCAACAGACCUGGGCGAUCUGGCCUUACGGCUUGUGGAACCGGAAACCGCACUUACGCCGGUCUGUUGUAAAGAUGGAAAAUAGUUACACAGUAACUUUAGCAUACAGUCAGAAGUAGGAUAUGGUUUUGAAAGUUCAUCUGUGUUGGUAGUUACAUGUUUAGAGUUAAAACUUUUGGUCCAACACAAAAGAGUUCUCUCACUUAGAGCUUUCGACCAGUCACUCUGGUCUUCCACAAGUAGACUGACCCAGUGGAGCUUGUCACGUGGCUUCUUUGAAGUGUGACGUAUAUGGCCUCCUUCACCCCUCUCAAGAAACAGUCUUGUUCUGGUUUUGAAACAAGUUUACAUCGUCAAAAUCUUUAUCAUGUACAUCACAUAAGGUCGACAGAGAGACUGUGAGACGACAUUCAAUGGAUUUCACAUUAGUUUGCUGAGAUCUGGUGUUCUCCAAAGUGUCUGUGACAACUUAUUAUACACUAGUAUAGCAAGUAGUCUAUCUGAAGCAUUUUAACAGUACAAGGAGGGUAAUUCGACAUGUGCGACGACAGAAAACAUAAAAACGCAAGCGAUCGCGAUUUUGUUUCUCCAAAGAAGGUACCCAAGAUGGUGAUUUAAAUGUCAAUAAAGUCAAUGUUUAGCGUUUAGGGUUGCUGUACUUUUCCUACCUUCGUAUCCAUUGGUUAAGAUUAAUCCAAACAACUCAGUGCAAUCAGACGUUAGAUGACUUUGAGUUGGCAACCUGCAUAUGUACUGUACACUAAUGUUGGGCACCGACUGUGAUAGAUCUUCCAAGAACUGAACAAUUUAGCUGUCAAUUGUGACACUAUGUAAUUCAUACUGAGAAAAUGCAGCAUUUUUUUCUCCUUGACAUGUACAUAUGUUUAACUUUAGCAACAAUGUUGGGCAACAACUGUGAUAGAUCUUCCGAGAACUGAACAAUCUGGCUGUCAAUUGUGACAUUAUGUAAUUCAUGCUGAGAAAAUGCAUCAUUUCUUCUCCUUGAUAUAUGUUUAACUUUAGCAACAAUGCUGGGCAUUGAACAUGAUAGAUCUACAAAGAACUGAACAAUCUGACUGUCAAUUGUGACACUAUGUAAUUCAUACAGAGCAAAUGCGGCAUUUCUUCUCUUUGACACGUGUUUAACUUUAGCAACAAUGCUGGGCAUUGACUGUGAUAAAUCUACCAAGAACUGAACACGACAUGUUCACCUGACCCGGAACUGAACCCUGCAAAGGUGUAACCUUACGUAAUAAGUACCCUGGCAUGAGGCGGUUUAAGGCAGACUAUCGCAGGUGGUACAUAUUAACCUGUAGGUGGUGAAAGCCAAGUCUCUGUCUUCCACGUCCGCAGUAUAAAUUCUUCACAGACAGUGAGACAAAACGGUCAGAGACAACGUCGAAAUUCUCUUUCCGUGGACGAA
This is a messenger RNA of Branchiostoma belcheri (Belcher's lancelet), 2348 nucleotides long. Its product is annotated as retinol dehydrogenase 16-like. Lineage: Eukaryota; Metazoa; Chordata; Leptocardii; Amphioxiformes; Branchiostomatidae. The coding region runs from base 3 to 1010 and encodes 335 amino acids. The record is from RefSeq and is a predicted model, not a curated record. The transcript has 6 exons. Gene Ontology annotation, molecular function: oxidoreductase activity.